This is a messenger RNA of Helianthus annuus (common sunflower), 792 nucleotides long. RefSeq lists its product as uncharacterized. Lineage: Eukaryota; Viridiplantae; Streptophyta; Magnoliopsida; Asterales; Asteraceae. The record is from RefSeq and is a predicted model, not a curated record. The transcript has a single exon. Bases 255 to 473 code for a protein of 72 amino acids.
CUUAUAAGUAUAUAUAUAAAUGUCUACCACAUUUUAAUCAACUCCAAAAGCAAUGCAAAAAAGACACAUAUGUUAUUGUAAUCUGAUGAUGGAGAAAAGAAGGUUGCAACAUAGAAAAAGCUUAGCUAGUCCCCCACCACCCUAUCUUAUAAACCAUGACUUCAUCUCCCUUCAUCAUUAAGUAAAUCCAACAUAAAUCACCCCCAUAUCUUCUACAUAUAUUGCAAGUGGUUCCAUUAACUUGUUAGUUAGAUAUGUACACCAUACAUAUAGAUUUGGGGCCUGCGGUCGUAGCGGUGGCUAUGUUCAUAUUGUUGUCACCAGGGUUGCUAUUCCAGAUGCCAGCACGAACCAGGGUGAUCGAGUUUGGGAACAUGUACACAAGUGCCAUAGCCAUUCUAAUUCAUGCGGUUUUGUAUUUUUGUAUUUUUACCAUUUUGGUUGUAACUAUCGGUAUUCAUAUACAUACUUGAUCAUUCCUGAUUGUCUCGUUACUCGUUUCUUCUGCUAUUAUGAGGAGAAAUCAACAUUUCAGCUGUGCUUAUUGUUAGAAAACAUGUAAGUUGGCUGUUUAUAGAAAUUGUUCUAAAAUGUAAGAACUUGUAAUUGUAAUGUUGGUUCUGAGAGGUCAUUCAUGUAUAUAAUGUUUGCAAACUUACCAAACAUGGCUUUCAAAAGAGACCAUGAGUCUUGUACACAUGACUUCUGUGUAUGAACCGGUUUCAGUCAUGUGGUUUAGUGUUGAUUCAAUUUGUUACACCUUUUCUGUAAUACAUAGAAAUGUUAAAUUUA